Caenorhabditis auriculariae is the source of this 702-nucleotide messenger RNA. The record is from the annotation of a GenBank genome assembly. Lineage: Eukaryota; Metazoa; Nematoda; Chromadorea; Rhabditida; Rhabditidae.
AUGGGCGGUGCAAAAGGCAGAGGAAGUGAUUUUCAAAAUUUAUUUAUCUCGAUGUGAAUAUACUAUUUACAGAGGUCGCAAAAACUAAAACUAGUGGUAAGACAAAAAGAAGUGGCAGGAAAUCGCGAAACAAAUCUAAAUCGAAAAGCGGGAAGUUUUCAAAGAAUAAAAAUUCAAAAACCAGAAAAACGAAAAAGAGCAAAAAGAGUAAAAAGAAAGGAAAAAAAUCAAGUAAGAAAAAAGGCGAAGGUGGUGGCGAAGGAGAAGGUUUUACUUUUUCUGAAAAAAUUCUAACGACAUCUUUUAGAAGGGGGAGGCACUGCGAUCACAUUUCAACCAAACUUUGAAAGUGGGGAGCUAAUUUGCCUCGUAAUGAUUCUUCUUUACAGUGGUUCCCCGGUUCAACCUGAAGAAAAGAGCAAAAGCUUACGCGAAGCAACAAGCGAUGCAUGAACUGAAAGUAAAGUUUUUUCUUGACUUAAGGAAUUCUUUUUGGAGCUGAAACUAGAGGGCCGUGGGAAAGACGGAAAUUUGGCUGCUUUGAGCAAACCCGAGCGUCGAAUGAAGCUUUUUGUGGACAACGACGAGGUUUUGAACUAGUUAAAUAGCAAAAAAUCCAAUUUAUAUCAGCCAACAGACCCGAACGCUGGGCCAUUCAAAUCGAAACGAUUCGGUGCCAUUUUUCUUCUGCCUGCGGAAUGA